This is a messenger RNA of Penicillium antarcticum, 429 nucleotides long. RefSeq lists its product as uncharacterized. The transcript is spliced from 3 exons. The record is from RefSeq and is a predicted model, not a curated record. NCBI's taxonomy places the organism in Eukaryota, Fungi, Ascomycota, Eurotiomycetes, Eurotiales, Aspergillaceae. The coding region runs from base 1 to 429 and encodes 142 amino acids.
AUGGCUACCAGUGGGCCGGAAAGGCAGCAAGCUGUUCCCCGAUGGUUAAUAGCGUUAUUCGGAGUCGGACUUCCAAUCUCAUUUUACUAUUGGCAAAAAGGCGGCAAACAGAAUCACAAAACCAACGUAAUUCGCGAAGAACAACGAGAAUCAGCGCGGGGCGCCAAUCAGGAAUAUACUGAUAAGGCAGAGGGAAAUGAGGGUAAGCCAGCUCUCAAGGGAAAGGGAAGUUCAUCUGAUGAUGACAAGCCUCGAGGAAUGGGAUCUGCGGGUGGUCCAAAGACCAUGUCAUUCAAACAGGAGGGUCUUUCGAAUGCCGACACCAUGCAUCCAUAUGUCAAUGAGCCCGGGAAAAGCGAGAAGGGGGAAGGUGAGACUGAGACUGUGAAGGUAAAGGGUACUGUGAGGACCGAUAGACCGCAGGUGUAA